AUGCUUCCUGGCGCGCGUGUGCAGUGCCGCUCUGUACUCUUCCUGAUCUUCGUCUCUUCCGUCCUGGCAGAAGAAGCUCUGAGGCGUCAGUGCUCGACGGAGUAUGGUGCUGCCUUCAGGGAUUUUCUUCGUGAGAGUGGGGCACACAUGCGAAACGACCUAGCCACGUCUCUGGAGGUGCAUGGGUUGGUUCUAGAUGCAGCCGAAGCGCAGCUGCUGCGAUGCCGGUCCCUCCGAGGUGGAGGCCGCUAUUGGGACAUCGAGCUAAAGUUGCACGAGUACCUGUCGUCUGUGAACUGGACCUGGACUUACGGGUCUGGAAAGGAGGGAGAGGCCCUCGGCCGACUGAUGCCCUUCGGCCUCUGCGCACCGGCGUCUUGCUCGCUUCAAGCCUUGCAGUCGGAAGUGGUGCCUCGAUUUGUCGGGCACAUGCUGGGAUUGAACACCACGACCAUCUGGCUGGGUGCGCCAUCCGAUGCGGUGCUCAAGACUCGCGAGCUUGUCCUUUGGCAGGAGCUCCCGCUCGACUUUGUGAUCGCGGGCAUCGACCGCUGUGGCACCAGUUCCCUGCACCACAAUCUGGGCCAGCACCCAGAGAUCGCCUUCCUGAAGCCCUUCGGGGAGGACUCUUUGCUUCUGUUUCACCGGAGUCUUCCUAGUCGGCAGGAGCUGGAGGUCUGCCACAUGCGGCGAGCUGAGCAUGCACGUGCACGACUGUUGGGUUCACGCCAUUCCGGAAUCUUCACGAGACGGAGCCUGUUGCACGGGCUUCGAAGAGUCCCAGAUCUUCGGAUGAUUCUCAUCCUCUGCGAACCGAUGGGCCGCCUGGAGCGAUUCUUCUUGGUGGACACUCUCCAGCCUUGUCGAGUGAGACACGAGGUGCCAUCGCCAUCGACUCCACCGCGCUGUUGGACCAGCGUGGCAGCGGCAUUGGAUGACCCACAUGGCGGAUUUGAGUCCGAGGAGCACAGGCAAAAGCUCCAAAGCAAUCCGAACGGCGCGCAGCACCCGCUUCUAGAGCGCCAUCGUUUCGGCCCGUCCCUCCCAGGUAUUCGGAAACUCUUCCGAGACCGAGUCUUGAUGAUUCACCAGGACUCGCUUCGAAGCAGUGCCAGGGAGACCUGGAAUCGCAUCGCAAGCUUUUUGGGGGCAUCUCCCUUUCCUUCUCAGGCGCAGUUCCCGAGAAAGAAUGCACUUCCCGGCCACCGCACAGACCUCUGCCACAAUGCAUCGGCAGUUCGGCGCCUUAAGCGGAUCCUGGAGCCCGAGUACCAAGCCAUCGAAGAGGCUCUGCAGCUGUCUGGCGAAGCUGUUCCACCUGGUCUCCGAGAACGGCAGUCGCGCUGUGAGCGCGAGGGCUUGACAAAGCAACGCCGAACAAAGGAAGCUCCGAUCUCAGCUCUUGGUCCUUUUGUGUAG
This is a messenger RNA of Symbiodinium sp. CCMP2592, 1419 nucleotides long. The record is from the annotation of a GenBank genome assembly. NCBI's taxonomy places the organism in Eukaryota, Dinophyceae, Suessiales, Symbiodiniaceae.